Messenger RNA from Mus musculus (house mouse), 2042 nucleotides. It is a transcript of the gene Rpl21, whose product is annotated as ribosomal protein L21. Gene Ontology annotation, biological process: translation. The record is from RefSeq and is marked validated. The transcript has 6 exons. NCBI's taxonomy places the organism in Eukaryota, Metazoa, Chordata, Mammalia, Rodentia, Muridae. Gene Ontology annotation, molecular function: structural constituent of ribosome. The coding region runs from base 481 to 963 and encodes 160 amino acids. Gene Ontology annotation, cellular component: endoplasmic reticulum; cytoplasm; ribosome.
AGGUCACUGCCCUGGGCGGUGUAUGCUAGGGAGCUUCUAUCCGGGGGAGCCGGGCCUGGCGCAGUCUUGGUUGCCGGGCGUCCGCCCAACCCCAGACUUGAGCAUGUGCUGUCGGGCUGGGACUUAGGAUUCUGCUUGGGUCUUAACGAUGCCGGGGUGCCGAAGCCUGGAAUUGGCUCGGGCGAGGAGGGUGCCCGCCGGGUCAGCCUGGUAAUGAUGUAAUGGGGACCCUUCCUCUGGAUACAUGAAACACUUAGGAAUUUUGGCCCUAGAAGACGAGCGUGGGGAAGGAAGGUAACAUUAAGGCUGCUUAAGACUACAAGGGCAAGGGGUUAUGUCUAGUACACCAUGCUUUGGAGCUUCCCUUGUGGUUAGGAAUGGCGGGUAUUUCUGCCCUGGAUGACUGGAGUAAUCCAAACCUUGUUGGUUUGUGGGAAUACACGAUCUGGUUCUAAAUAUGUGUAGUAGUAACUCGCCAAAAUGACGAACACAAAGGGAAAGAGGAGAGGCACCCGGUACAUGUUCUCUAGGCCUUUUAGGAAACAUGGCGUUGUUCCUUUGGCCACAUACAUGCGAAUCUACAAGAAGGGUGAUAUUGUAGACAUCAAGGGAAUGGGCACUGUUCAAAAAGGAAUGCCCCAUAAGUGCUACCACGGCAAAACCGGAAGAGUCUACAAUGUCACCCAGCAUGCCGUGGGCAUCAUUGUCAACAAGCAGGUUAAGGGCAAAAUUCUGGCCAAGAGGAUCAAUGUGCGGAUUGAGCACAUCAAGCACUCAAAGAGCAGAGACAGCUUCCUGAAGCGGGUGAAGGAGAAUGACCAGAAGAAAAAGGAAGCCAAAGAGAAGGGCACCUGGGUGCAGCUGAAGCGCCAGCCUGCGCCACCCAGAGAAGCACACUUUGUGAGGACUAAUGGAAAAGAGCCUGAGCUGUUGGAGCCCAUUCCAUACGAAUUCAUGGCCUAAUGUACACAAAGAAAUAAAAUACCAGCACCAGGACUGUGAAGUGUUUUCCUUAGACUGUAGUGUGGGGUUUGCUCAUUGGCUUUCUUGUUCAGAUUUUACUAAUUGUUCUAAAUGAUACAGCUUAGUGUGCAGAAAAUAUCCUCUUGAUUGGAAAAUAGCCAAAUAUUUACAAAACAGGUAUACUAGUUUGAAGAGGCUCUAUAUGGGGGGAGGGGGUGCUGGAAAACAUUAGUGGGUGACCAGUAAUGGUGGUACAGCUCUAACUCCUAGCACCAGGAGUCCGAGGCAGGGGGAUCUUCAGGCUGCAUGAUGUGCAUAGUAGCAUGCUGGUAUUAGGGAGUGGGUAUCUGUGGUUCCCACUUUGAAAAUAACCAAAAUUCUCCAAAGUGGGCAGACCUAAGCCAGGAGAGGGCUGGCCACAGACAUUUGGUACUGCUUGCUGAGAAAGCACUGAUUGUUUUCCUAACCUAAAGAUUAUAUAUGGCCCACCAUACCAUCUUUGAAACAAUGUGUACUGGCCUUUGGUUCACCUUUCUUGUCUUUGAAGUUGUACUUGGUGGGUGCAUUUAACCUUGCCACAGAGUGGGGAGGAUAGAGUCUAAUGGACCUUAAGUGGUCUCUGGUGGCCAUGUCGGCAGUGCUUAGGUUGUAGCCCAGGGUUGGAGUCGGCAGUGACAAGCAAAUAACUAUAUUCUUGCUUGCUGUGGCAGCUAUACAGAAAUUUACGGUAUAGGUAAGAGGGUUCUCUAGAAGUACUACCUGUCUUAGUGAAAGAGAUUGCUUGGUUAACAUCCUGUUAUGUAGUGGGGCUACUUUUAAACUGUGUGAAGUCCCCAUUAGCCACCUCCAUAGGCAAUGGAGCUAACAUUCUUGCUACAGUGGCCGCAGCUCAUUAACACCUAAUGAUGUGUUUAACAUGUGUCCACAUGGUGUGAAUGUGGGUACGCAUGUGCCCAGUAUUCAGUUCACAGAAUUGUCAUCAUCUUCCAUCAUGUCUUCAGUGAGGGACUCUGCAGAUGCCCACCCCAGUCCUUGGUUGUGGUGAUUCUGUUAGCAUUAAAUGCACUGGAGAGCUUCAA